AUGGGGUGUUGCUCGUGGCAGAGCGAGCUGCCGCCCCCGGAGGAGCGGCACUGGCGACGGCGGCACGGCCUCCAGCUGCCGCUGCACCCGCAGCAGGUGCUCGGCUGGGUCGUGCUGGCCGCCCUGACCGCCGCCACCUUCGGCCUCCUGUUGCCGGCCAUGCGCCAUGACCUCAGGGCCCUCGCCACGCCGGUCAUGGCGCUGCUCUUUGCCCUGCACGCCGCCUCCCACCUCGUCGCUCUGCUCACCGACCCUGCCGAGGAGGCCCUUAGGGCGGGGGGCUAUUCACAAAAGGGUGAAUUCGACCGGCGGCGCCACCUGCACGUGAUCGAGGAGGGUCGGUGCCAUUUGUGCAGCAUCACGGUGAGCAGCGUGCGCAGCAAGCACUGCAGCGCGUGCAACAAGUGCGUGUCCGUGUUCGACCACCACUGCAAGUGGCUGAACCACUGCGUCGGCGGGCGUAAUUACACGCCCUUCUUGGUGUGCGUGCUGUGCUCAGGGCUGGCCAGCCUGCUGAUCGGCCUACUCGCCCUGUGGCAGCUCGUCUCCCUGUUCCACUUCCCCCAUUUAGUGGCCUCCCCCACUGCUGAGCGGCUGGCCUUCUCCCUGCUGCUGGUGCUCGUCUCCCUGCUCUCCCUCACCGUCUCCCUGCUGCUGCUGCACCUUUUCGCCUUCCACGUCUACAUUGCCUACCAGGGCAUCUCCACCUACGAGUUCAUCCGCAACUUCCGCUACCAGGAGGAGCCGCGUAACUACCUCAUCUUGAGGAAGAAGUCCAGGUCGGCGUCCUCGGUCAUCAAGUCCAGGCUGGAAGUGUGUGCGGACCGCAGCAACAGGAUCACCCCCAGUGACGAGAGGGUUGAUAAGAACAGCUCGGUCUUCACCAUCACAGGCGAGACCAGGAUUUUCACCACACCCUGA
Molecule: messenger RNA, 921 nt
Organism: Cloeon dipterum
Lineage: Eukaryota; Metazoa; Arthropoda; Insecta; Ephemeroptera; Baetidae
Product: palmitoyltransferase ZDHHC1
Exons: 2
Coding region: 1-921 (306 amino acids)
Biological process (GO): peptidyl-L-cysteine S-palmitoylation; protein targeting to membrane
Cellular component (GO): endoplasmic reticulum; Golgi apparatus
Molecular function (GO): protein-cysteine S-palmitoyltransferase activity
Source: RefSeq, a predicted model, not a curated record